AUGCCUACAGCUAUAGUCACUGGUGCCACCGGUAUCACUGGAAGGGCGGUGGUCGAUGCCUUGAUCAAGGCACCCGAGUACACCGAGAUUUACACACUAUCUCGGUCGCAGAAGUAUUCUGAGCAUCCCAAGGUCAAGCAUACGACCCUAGAUCUUCAGUCCUCAGCGGAUGAGAUGAGCAAGUCCCUGUCGCAUAUCCCGGUGGUGACGCAUAUUUACUUCUGCGCCUAUCUAGCCGAUCCUGACGAAGCAGAAGCUACGCGCAUCAAUGGGUCUAUGUUGUCUAACUUCCUGGAUGCGCUCAUCAAGUCUGGCCAGACCCGCGAGCUUAAGCACUUUAGUUUGACGUGUGGGCUUAAGCAAUACGGGGUGCAUCUAGGACAGCCUAAAAACCCCAUGCGCGAAGACGAUGAAGACUCGCUAGUCUGGCUUGAACAGAAAGAUCGCCCGCCUAAUUUCUACUACGCUCAGCAGCGUAUCCUGGAGAAGUACACCGCAGACCAUCAUAACAAGUGGGCCUGGGUUGUAACUUACCCCCAGGAUGUCAUCGGCUUUGCCAAGGCAAAUUUCAUGAACCUAGCUACUUCGAUUGGCUUGUACUGCGCUGUUAGCAAGGAGCUUGAAGGCUCAAAGCUCAUAUUUCCCGGAAAUAAGGUCAACUAUUUGGCCUUUAACGGCUGGACAUCAGCUAGACUGCACGCCAAUUUCUGCCUUUGGGCCGGCAAGACACCUAAUUCGGACAACCAGCGAUUUAAUGUGGUCAACGGCGACACCCAGAGCUGGCAGGACUUAUGGCCGCGGAUGGCGGCUCUCUUCGGGUGCACCAUCCCUGAAAAGAUGUUCCCGGCCGGUGACGAAUUCAAGGCGUACCCGGGAUACGAGAGCAGCCACACGAAAAUGCACGAUCGGCCACCGGUAGCCGAAGUCGCAGCCAAGAUCGGGCUCAAAGACGAAUUUAAGCCCUCCGAGCUAUUCUGCCAGAUCGACUUGGAGAAGUGGGCCAAGCGGCCAGAGGUAAUCAAGGCUUGGGAGAGGCUGCGUGAUAGACACAAUCUCGAACAAGCUGCGUGGGGCGGCGCAACCUGGAACUUUGUGGCUUUCCUACUAGGUCGCAACUACAGCUGCGUCGCGAGUAUGAGCAAGGCACGGAAGUUAGGCUGGACGGGAUACGCGGAUACAUGGGAAGAAUUUCAGCACACAUUCAAAGAGCUCGUGGAGGCUAAGAUGCUACCUCCUUUUCAAGCUUAA
This is a messenger RNA of Daldinia caldariorum, 1248 nucleotides long. Its product is annotated as NAD(P)-binding protein. Bases 1 to 1248 code for a protein of 415 amino acids. The record is from RefSeq and is a predicted model, not a curated record. NCBI's taxonomy places the organism in Eukaryota, Fungi, Ascomycota, Sordariomycetes, Xylariales, Hypoxylaceae. The transcript is spliced from 3 exons.